This is a messenger RNA of Ochotona princeps (American pika), 954 nucleotides long. RefSeq names its product olfactory receptor 6K6. Gene Ontology annotation, cellular component: membrane. Gene Ontology annotation, molecular function: olfactory receptor activity; G protein-coupled receptor activity. Lineage: Eukaryota; Metazoa; Chordata; Mammalia; Lagomorpha; Ochotonidae. The coding region runs from base 1 to 954 and encodes 317 amino acids. The record is from RefSeq and is a predicted model, not a curated record. Gene Ontology annotation, biological process: G protein-coupled receptor signaling pathway. The transcript has a single exon.
AUGACAUUGUUGAUGAUCAGUGAGAAUCAGACAAUGGUGACUGAGUUCCUAUUCUCUCUAUUUCCACGUCUGCAUGAAGGUGGCCUCUUAUUCUUCAUCCCCUUGCUGCUCAUCUAUGGAUUUAUCCUAACUGGCAACCUUGUGAUAUUCAUUGUCAUCCAGCUGGAUGCAGCCCUAAAGACCCCCAUGUAUUUCUUCAUCAGUGUCCUUUCGUUCCUGGAGAUCUGGUACACCACAACCACCAUCCCUAAGAUGCUGCACCUCCUAGUCAGUGAGCAGAAGACCAUCUCUCUUGUGGGCUGCCUGUUGCAGAUGUACUUCUUCCACUCCCUUGGUAUCUCAGAAGGCUGUGUCCUGACAGCAAUGGCUGUUGAUCGGUACAUAGCUAUUUGCAAUCCCCUCCGUUAUCCAACGAUCAUGAUUCCCAAGUUUUGUAUUCAGCUAACAGCUGGAUCCUGUCUCUGUGGCUUCCUUCUUGUACUCCCUGAAAUUGUAUGGAUCGCCACCUUACCUUUCUGUGGCUCCAAUCAGAUCCAACAGAUCUUCUGUGACUUCACACCUGUGCUGAGCUUGGCCUGCACAGAUACAUCCUUAGUCGUCAUUGUCGAUGCCAUCCACGCAGUGGAGAUCCUGGCCUCCUUCCUGGUCAUUGCUUUGUCCUACAUUCGGAUCAUUGUGGUGAUCCUGAAGAUGCCAUCAGCUGAAGGCCGCCACAAGGCCUUUUCCACCUGUGCUGCCCAUCUUGCUGUGUUCCUACUGUUUUUUGGCAGUGUGGCUCUCAUGUAUUUGCGAUUCUCAGUCACCUACUCAGUGUUCUGGGACACAGCAAUUGCUGUAUCUUUUGUUAUCCUUGCUCCCUUCCUCAAUCCCAUCAUUUACAGCCUGAGAAAUAAAGACAUGAAAGAUGCCAUUGCAAGGCUUUUCCACUAUCAUAAACGGCCCCGCAGUAAUUAA